This is a messenger RNA of Sus scrofa (pig), 1063 nucleotides long. NCBI's taxonomy places the organism in Eukaryota, Metazoa, Chordata, Mammalia, Artiodactyla, Suidae. The record is from RefSeq and is a predicted model, not a curated record.
AGGGGUGGGGCCAGCCAACAAAACUGGGCAUCUACUUCGGUUGCUUCGUGUUUGAACCCUGUAGCUGCUGGUGAUUUUGCUCAUUCCUGGACCCCCUGGAGGUCGCAAGUUCUAGAAGACGACUUUCCUGUAGAUCUUCUGUGGUACCAACUGAGGCAAUCCUACCCCUCACGUUUGCAAAAGACCGGGUCGGCUCUGCUGAGCUCCGCCACGUUUUCCCAGUGACCCUGCGUGUGCGUACGUGCGUACGUUCCGACCAAUCGGUGCACACAUCGGCGUCUUGUUCACCGUAGGGGCGGGGCGGCCUGCUACACAUGCGCACGGUCGGGCAGGCCUUCUUCCUUCUCGCCGAACGCCGCCAACAUGGUGUUCAGGCGCUUCGUGGAGGUUGGCCGAGUGGCCUACGUCUCCUUUGGACCUCAUGCCGGCAAGCUGGUCGCAAUUGUAGAUGUUAUUGAUCAGAACAGGGCUUUAGUGGAUGGACCUUGCACUCAAGUAAGGAGACAGGCUAUGCCUUUCAAAUGCAUGCAGCUCACCGACUUCAUCCUCAAGUUCCCACACAGUGCUCGCCAGAAGUAUGUCCGAAAAGCCUGGGAGAAGGCAGAUAUUAAUGCAAAGUGGGCAGCCACAAGGUGGGCCAAGAAGAUUGAAGCCAGAGAAAAGAAAGCCAAGAUGACAGAUUUUGAUCGUUAUAAAGUCAUGAAGGCAAGGAAAAUGAGGAACCGACUAAUCAAGCUUGAAGUUAAGAAACUUCAAAAGGCAGCUCUCCUGAAAGCUUCUCCCAAGAAAGCACUUGCUAAGGGGGCAGCUGCAGCAGCUGCUGCCGCUGCUGCCAAGGUUCCAGUAAAAAAGAUCACCACUGCAGGCAAGAAGGCUCCAGCCCAGAAGGCUCCUGCCCAGAAAGCUGCAGGCCAGAAGGCUGCACCUCCUCCAAAAGCUCAGAAGGUUCAGAAACCUCCAGCCCAGAAAGCACCUGCUCCAAAAGCAUCUGGCAAGAAAGCAUGAGAGCAUAAGAGGCUAUUAUAAACGUAAUAAAAGUUUUUUUGACAUGCUGGCAAAUCUA